GGACCUCAAGGUGGGAGGAGUUGGCGGCUCGUGGGGCGUGGUCUCGUGCAGAGGGCGGGGCGUCACGCUUGUCUGGGAGCGAGCCGAGUGAGCGGGGCCCGCGGCCCGGGGCGAGGCGCGAGUGCGCGGAGCGUCGCGGGGAGUGCGCAUGGCUCACGAGCGAGGGAGGGCACCACUCCUGUCAACGAUGUAGGAGCAGCGGAUGCGUGCAGCGUGGGCUUCUCACGACGUGCGCUUCUCUCGACGUGCGCUUCGGCAUGGUCCAUGGUCCCGGCCAGCGCUCACCCGCACAGCCCUCGGCCUGCAGCAGCCCCUUCAUCAUCGCCAGGAACCAGCUCAGCAUGCAGCUGAAGCCAUAUGCGGGCAGCCAUGGCAAGGCGGCGUCCCCCUCCUCACAGCUCUUCGAGCGGGCCAAGCGCUAUUUCCGCAGCGCACAGUCUAGCAUGAGCAUCACUGGCUUUGGGAGUCGCGUUGUGUGGGGCGCUGUGGGCGGUGCGGUCGGUGGUGUCGCCUUCUGCAGGGCUUGCAGUGGAAAGCCAGCCCGGGGCAAGGCCAGCGGGGGUGGUUCGGGCGGAGGUGGCGGCCGCAGCCUGAUGCGGGACGCGGCCGAGUGGUGCUUGGACCGACAGGCGGAGCCCAAGGUGGUGUGCGAGGCAUGCAUGGCGGCGGCGGCUGCGGCGGCGGCGGCGGCGGCCCACAACGGAGAGGAGCAGCGCGUGCAGCUGGAUAUACUGUCCGUGAUCAAGCCUGGAAACACUCGCGAGAAGAUCGCCUUCUUCAUUCGCAACCAGUGUAACAGCUGGAACGGGCAGCUCAAGGUGAAGAACCCCUGGGAGCAAGGCUGCACCAAGGCGAAGCGACGUCGCAAGUCGCAGGACUCUGACGUGGCGUCGGCUCAGAAUGCUCGGUCUGUGUCGGAGGCCGCCUGCCAAUGCUCCACAAGCGCGUUUAAGGAGCCCGAUGGGCGAAUGGCAAAUGCCUGCUCAGACGGGCUUGAAAGCUGUAAUGAGAAUGUGCUGUCAGAGAGUGACAUGCUGUCCGUACUGGAAAAGGUAGCACUGUUGGAGGGCAAGAGUGCAAGAGAAGGCGUGGGCAGGAGUCGAGUUGGAAGCAGCUCUUCGGCUCACGCGUCUGAUGCCGCGGCUGCGAGCCAAGAACCUGAUCUUCAGAAACAUUCUCUAGAUGCUGCGUGCUCUCCUCCUGUUUCCUGUUCUGCGGGAGACAGCUUAGCGAGGGCCUGGUGCGACAGGCCCCACGUGGAGACGUGGUGCGAGCGUGUUCGUGUGGACAGCGGCACCCAGCCCAGUGCGUGUGGGGAGUUACCUGCCGAGUCUGUGCGCGUAACGGAGGCAAUCGCACGGCUUGAAUUGGAGAGCCUGAAGCAGCAGCAGCCGGGAGACCGAACAUCCUGCAGCCUUUCUCGCAACAGCAGCCUGCGUCGCUCUUUCAAGAAGAUCUCCAUUUCGUCCUCGGCCGCAUCUUGCUCCUCUGCCUCGGCUGCCUCACAGCGUGCACGCGUCGCUGACGCCACUGACACUUUUAGUGCAGAAGCACUGGCUGGUGAAGAUUGUUCAUUGUCCCUUGCCAGCUCUCCUGCUGUUCAGACCAGCCCAAGCAAUGAUAGAUGCACUUUGACUGCAGGUGCCACUGUAGAAAACUUUGUUCAAAUUUCCUCCACGCCUGCUUCUCCUGCAGUAGUAGAUAGCGAGAGUAAAAUUGAUCACGAAAAGGGGCCAUUUUGUUCCCAGCUUGUGGCUUCAGCAGAAGGUCAAAGUCCUGCAGACGUCGUUUGUCAGGAUCCAAAAGUCUGCAAAACUUCGCCUUCUCUUUGUGUCGCCCUUUCAUCUGUCUGCAAGUCCCUGUGCACAAGGGACAGUAGCCCUCCAGGAAGCACUGCCACAAAGCCCGCAGAGGCGUAUGAUGACGCCUCUUCAGGUGACACAAAGGGAAUGGCCUUCACUGGCUUGCAGGCCGCCAGCACCAUACGGCUCGCUGUGGACGGUGAUGUCGCCGGGGCAGCGGAGCAGAGCACCCAUUGCACUGAGGCAAGAACGGAACCAGACGGAUGUGCCAACAAUGAAGGCUCCUCGCUGGCCGACCUGAUUCCCGGCCAGCUCUUCCUGCUUGCAGCACCUGCGGUGUCUGAAAAGGGUUCGGAGAAAAGCUUAGCACCGGCUUUGUCGGAGGUCACAUCAGGUGAUUGCGUAGAAGAGCAAAGCAGUCCAAAGCUGUCACCCAGCAAGAGCAAAAAGGCCGUGUCGCACGAGUUUUUGGAAACGCGUUUCCGCAUUCAGCAACUUCUGGAGCCUCGGCAAUACAUGUUAUCCCUACCGGACCACGUGCUCGCUCAGAUGUUCGGUUACCUUCCAACACGCUGCUUGGCGGCGCUCAAGUGCACGUGCCGCGACUUCAAGUGGCUUAUCGAGGCGUACGACAUUCGAGCCACGGACUCUCGCUGGAGUGACGACCCGCGUUACAGCGAUGACCCUUGCAAACAGUGUCGAAAGCGGUACCAGCGUGGGGACGUGUCUCUCUGCCGUUGGCAUCCAAAGCCGUACCACCGUGACCUCCUCUACGGCCGCUCCUACUGGAUGUGCUGCCGUAAGCCUGACCGUGAUGCCGCAGGCUGCAAGGUGGGCCUGCACGACAACAACUGGGUGCAGCCCAGCGACCGCCUGCAGCAGAUUCGCCGCUUCUCUGCAGAGGAGCACUGAGGAGGAGGAGGGGACCGUUGUGGCUCGGACGAUGGGCUGCGUGUUUGGGAAGGGGUGGCUGCCUCACCCCUUUGCAAAACUCGCGCGUGUGUAUAUUUGUGUUUGUGUGCGCCUGAUUCCCCUGUCCCUUCCAAGCCCUUGCCUUCUUCCUCAGUCUGAAUGAGACGCAGAGACAAACCGCGAUCACGCUACCUUGACGACCUACUGAUCUCUUUGCUCUCAGCACUCACUGUAAUAGUUUUGCCGUGCCUGGAAGCAGAUUUGCUACAGAUAAAGAGGCGUUUAAACGUAACAGUGGUUGUUAUAAUUGGGAGUACAAGGUGUGUUCUAUUAUUUAAAGAAAAUUCCACUUUUCAUAGCAUUCAGUGUAUAUAUACAUUGCUAACACAUGACUCCGAUGUAGAGAUCCAGUUACAAACUGUAGAUAAUUCAUACUGUGAACUAAUCUGUAAUUACAUCAGACUGAUUAUAAGACCCGAAUUUGCGUAGGCAAAUCAGUUUAAAAGCUUGUCUUCAUGGCUUCGCUCACUGGGUGGCUGCAGUAAUGUGUUGCACAAUCAAAAAAGGGUCAAAGGCAUACACAGGCUGCUUAAAUGCACACCUAAUGUGAACAUUUCAUGUCAACAAGUCUAUCAAUUGUUCAUUUGCUGCAUGUGUGUGUGUGUGUUGAGGAUGAGAAAGAUAAUGCAGAAAAUUGUACAAAGGAAAUGUCACCCGAUGGUGUAGUUAAUUGUGUGUGCAUGGCUUUGCCUCCUAUUGUGUGUAAUCAAUAAAUCUGGCUUAAUUUUUCUGUGCAUUGAUCCAAAUGUUGUGGUGUGUGAUUCAUAGCCGACUAACUGCUCAUGCAGCCCAUGUGAUGCUGUGAGUGCAGGAAGGGGGGGGGAGGGGGCUUCUGGAGCAAAUGAGAUUGGUCAACACCUACUUACCCCACUGUCUACCAAUAAUUGAUUUCCUGUGACGCCUGUGUGUUUCUUUAUUUUUAAUUGACAUAAAAUUCAUAAAAUCACCUUACACUGUCACAUGCCUGAUGUACAAUUGCCUCGCUGUGUACUUGCACAACGUUUUCUACUUUGUGUCAUUGAACAGGCUUGAGCCCUAGAUACAAGAACCAAUUAUUUUAUAUAUUUUUUUACGUUAUGCCUUUCCGCAGUGUUGUGUGGUAAUAUCUGUCAAUGGUGUAGAUUAAAGCCUUUAAGAUAUCUAACCUAAUGCUGGUGGUGGCGAGAAAUUGGUAUCCAAAAAUGGUUAGUGCAACAAUUGCCAAAUCUGCAGAAAUAGUGAAAAUGUCUUUUUCCAUUGAAUAUUGUCAGAAACUGCAUUUCUACGAGCACAUGCAUUUGGACAAAAAUGUUUUUGGUUAUGUUAACACCUGUUAACUAGCCCUUGAAAAGUGUAUUUUGUACUGUUGUCGUGCAUGUCGUGAAUGUUUGUGUUGGUGUAUGAAUGUUUUCUGUCUGCUUGAUAGCAAACCAGGUUAAACCCGUGGUCAUAAGUCCCAAUUAUUUUUUUUUCCAAACUACAUUAUUCAAGAAGUCGGUAAGAAUUCCUUUAAAACCCAUUAAACUCGUUGAAAACCCUGACACGCUAGCCGGAGUUCUAGUGCACCGCACAUGCAUGCAUGCGCACACCACUGCUUCAAGACUUCAGUUAUAUCUACUCACCUGUUGCGUAAACCGUAGGUGGUAAAUACACGGCGUGGUGCAGGGUCUCAGGACAGGGCGGACGGGGUGUGGGUGACGGCUGCUGUACCGACGACGCGAGGAAGCGGCCGUGUUUGAUAUCGGGUGAUGUCUGCAGCAGAACCUCCCCCUCCCCCUUCAGGCUCGAUUGGAUCUAUGUGUGUGUACUUAGUGCAGUUCCUGCCAGAACUAGCAGCUCGUCUCUGACCACCGUGGAAGGUGAAGAAGGUGCAGCCCCUGCAUUUGCUUUCUCAUGCAACUGCUGGCGAAGAGUUUCCACCAGAGGGACCGCCAUACCCAGCAAUUUUGACGUCAAAUAGUCCAGUUUAGCCUUUGAGACAUUAUGAAGCACUUUGAAUACGAUUUUAGCUUUACUUGGAAUUGUUUUGUAUUGGGUGAAAUCCUCAUUUGCAAGCGAUUCCCCCUCCCUCACGUGGCAUCUUGCUGCUGUCCAGAAUUCGACACUUUCCGAACUUGCUACCCUUCACAUUUCUUCCUCUGAUCUUUUAAAGUCUUACCAUGUUUAGUAGCCAUGCUCAUCUCUUUUUGCAUGGCAUUUUAUAUACCAUACAAUACUACUGAUGUGGCAACAACUUGCAUUAAAGGUAUUUUUCUCA
Messenger RNA from Petromyzon marinus (sea lamprey), 5010 nucleotides. Its product is annotated as F-box only protein 34-like. Lineage: Eukaryota; Metazoa; Chordata; Hyperoartia; Petromyzontiformes; Petromyzontidae. The record is from RefSeq and is a predicted model, not a curated record. Gene Ontology annotation, molecular function: protein binding.